AUGGAGUUCUUCGAUCCAGACUUCACACAACAAUUGGCACCGCUAGUAGCGGUCACAAUUGAUCCGCUGCAUAAACUCGAGUCCUUCAAAAGGCAUCUUGAAGAUGCAAACGUGACAGGAAAGGUAUGGGACGACGUUAUAAUCAAGAACCGUCUUCUGAAAUCGAAGUAUUGUUUCCAUUUCGAGGCUUCAGAGAAGACCAUCCUAGCCUCAGUAGCUUCAUAUAAGAACAAAGCUCGCGAUUUGACGAAACACUCGAUCAUAUCGCCAUUCAAUAUCGAAUCAGACUUGUUUCCCAACGGCAUUCUAUCCAACAAGUGGUUUGCAAAGUAUACACGUCACCUCCCAGCUGCUGUCAUCUGCUCUUACCAUCUCCCGGAAUCUGCAGUCGAUGACGAGGCUUUGGGCCUUCAAUUGACAAUGAGACGCGAGAAUUAUCAGACAUUUGAUGUCAAAUUUAUUGCAAUAGUUGUGUCGGAUACAGACGACGCUCUGAUCAUCAAUAGAAUCUCGCAGUUGCGUCAAAUAUCUGGUCUACCUCGUUCUCUGGGUUUAUUCCACAUUAGCCUCGACUCCAUGAGCUCCGUCACACCUGUAUUCGAAAGAGAUUGCGAGAUUCUUGCCACUACCAUUCUUUCAACAUUGAAGUCAAUUUGCACCGAUUUCUAUACUGCCAUAGAGCAUAGAAUAGAACAGCGCAGUAAGAAAUACUAUACUCUUCCUGAUCCAGGGCUGGUGGACACUCGAAUCUCAGUCGACCCAAGAUUCCUAGAAGUUCGCAAUAAAGCAAAACAGUGUAUACUAGCACAACUUAUGCAUCCCCAUAAUGUGGAAGGAUCCCUCUCAAUAAUAGAAAGCACAUAUGCCGAGCUUUUAUCUUUGAUAGCUGAAUUCAGACCAGUGUUUACAAGUCCGGAUGUAUCUUCACAUGACAAGGCUCUACAUACACAAUGGAGGACUCUUCUUGAUGUUUUGGUUUUGCACUUAGUGCGAGGCUAUUUCUCUAUCGAAGAGCCUAUCGCAGCCCUCAGAAAGCAUGACGCGCAUGUUCGGAAUAUUGCAGAGCUUGCAGGUCAAGAUUUUGAUUAUAAUGUUUGGCUCGCUAGGCAAUACCACUGGCUCGCUGAACUCUUGAGUCAAGUACCCAGAAGCAUCCUCGACGAUCUCUAUUCAUCAGUUGUCAAAACACCCAACGCAAAGGGUUCACUUUACUUUGGUGGAAUGUCAUUCCAUGAUGCAAACAGUUGCAAUAUUGUCACUUCCCCAUCGCUUCUCUACGCGAAAGCAGCUCGGUGUCUUGACAUAGAUCAAACAAAUGUAAGCAUCCAAAAUUACAAGGUGAGCUUACUCAAAACAGCAUCAAGAAUUCUAUCACAGAAGCAGGGUGGUUUGGAGCAUUUCGAAGCAUACCUCAAUUGGCAACUCGCAGAUGAGUUGUCCCGAAUGGACAAAGCUUUGGAAGCCGAGAGCGCCUAUUCGACGGCACUAGCCUCGAAACACCUUUCUUCUGAUUUGUCUUUGCUGAUUGAGAAGCAACGCCUAAACAACUUACAAAAAAUUCACGAUAGUGAAAAUUUCGCAUCCUCAAUUAUUCAAAUAGCGAUUAAAGAUCCCGGUACAGUGAUCAGUGCUGAUUUGACAAAAUUGCUGGGAAAGACAAUUGUUUCGCCUAAACUUUCGCCAAUCUUUGAAGUUGACGCUCUUCUUUUCGCAGAACAAGAAGAAACAUUCGUUCUUAGCACAGUGGUCAAUCAAAUAAAGGUCGCCCCCCAAAAAUGGUUCAAACUUCAAAAGUUGGGUGGAUUUCAAUUCAAUAAUUUUGACAAUUUGUCAUUGAAGGUAUACUACGAGGAUGGUCUGGACUUUUCUCUUAGUUCAAGUGGUACUCAAGGUGACAAAUUACAAAUUCUUCCGGCUGGUAUAUCAUGCUUCAAUUCUUCUGGUUUAAGACUGGAUCUGGUCAUCUUGCAGUAUGACAGAGUUCCCAAAGUAUCUGGUUGGUACGGUAUUUCGAAAAUAGAUAUAUCGUUGAGGUUAAACUUCAGUCAAGACGACGUUGAAAUUAUUUGUGAGCAUUCUGAAACGCACACCUUCUCUGAAUUCAAAACACUGUUCUCUUCAUUCAUUUAUGAGCAAGCAACAGAUGGUCUCAAAUCAAAAGCUUUGCUCCUUCGAGGAAGGCCAAGUACUAAAAUAAUGGUCAAACCAUACAAGCCAGAUUUAUCUGCAAACUUCAAGCAAAUCUCUGACAGUAUAAUAAUGGAGGAAAAGCUCAGCAUUCCUGUGGAGUUUUCACGUUCUAAGCUUCUUGCUUCUGAUAUUGCCUUCAAGGAACUAGUCGUGGAAGUUAAAUCUGCUGUGUACGAGGAUGACCUUGAGUCUGCAGAUUUUUAUGUUCAGCAUAAUUGGGACUCUCUCAAAGAUGAUAAGCCUUUGGAUUUGUUGAAAUUCGCCUAUUCUCAGGACCAACUUACACAAAAUAUAUUACACGUUAGCAUAAAACGGUCACCCAGUCUGCAAGCGAAGCCAGUUGGAACAUUGAAGGCUGAAUUUAGAUUGAGAUUAACAAUAACGGAACAGUCUGAUCUUGUAUCUACAUUUGAGCUCGGCUACACUCAUUUGAUCGUGUUGACCGAGCCAUUCGGAACCGACUUACAAUUGAUGGCGCAGCGUCUGGAUUCGCUCAAUCUCAUGCCCAAUCCUUUCAUCUUGAGCCUUGGAGCCGAUGAUUAUUCUAUGCCUCAACCUGCAAGGCUUUGGUUGGCUAAAAUUUCUCUUCAAGACGACCAUAAUUUAUUGAAUACAGGAGGGAUCGAAAUUGUAUCUGCUGAAUUUCAGGUCAAGACAAAGAACACUGAAUUGGUCAUCAAACCAGACGGUCCCAUCAAUCGGGAGAAUGAGUAUUUUACUCAAUUGUAUAGUGUGCGAUCAAAAACACACAUUACACAAAGCAAAACACCAGUUUUUGUCAAUUGCUCAAUUUCGUGGAAAAGAGCAGGCAUUGACAAGAUAUACUCGUUGACAAGCCAAGAGCUAGAGUUCAUAGUUCCUGUGCAAGAGCCUCGAGUCACGCUUAAUGUUCGCAGUUUUGGCGAUAACUCAAUGCAAUUUGAGUAUAUUCUUGAAAACCCCACCCCAAGAAUACUCACCUUUGCAACAAAUUUCUUGACGGAUAGAGCUGCUUUAAGAGGCACAGACUGGACUUUCGAAACCAACGAGAAUAUGAUUCCACUCAAGCAAGCACCUUUUCCCGUGCUACCAUUUAGUGAACACCGCAUAUCUUACUCUGGAUCUUAUACACGUCAUGGGCUGCAACCUACGCUUGACCUCCCGCAUUUGCAAGUUCAAGACAUGAACUACAAAGUUGAAUUGAAGGUUACUCCAUUACAAGAGCAUGUGAAGGAAAUCGAACAGUCAAUGGUUUACCAGUUAGUUUAA
Messenger RNA from Australozyma saopauloensis, 3438 nucleotides. RefSeq lists its product as uncharacterized. The transcript has a single exon. The record is from RefSeq and is a predicted model, not a curated record. Lineage: Eukaryota; Fungi; Ascomycota; Pichiomycetes; Serinales; Metschnikowiaceae. The coding region runs from base 1 to 3438 and encodes 1145 amino acids.